AUGCUAGCCUGGAUAGGAGCGUCCGCUGCUCAUAACAUCCAACUCAAAGCCCACUCGCGCGAAUGCUUUCACGAGAAGCUCCACAAAGGCGACAAGAUGACCGUCACAUUCCAAGUUGGAGACCGAGAGUUUGGUGGUAGCGGCAACCUAGAGAUUGAUUUCUGGGUCGAAGAUCCCGCCGGCAAUCGCCAAUAUUACAAAAACAGUGUUUCGUCAGAAGACUACUCGUUCACAGCGCAACGCGACGGAAAAUUCACCUACUGCUUUAGCAAUGAGGCUUGGACGUCGAACUCGAAGGAAGUCUCAUUUAAUGUGCAUGGAAUCGUCUACAUUCCCGAAUCAGAGAUGUUGCAGGACCCCCUAGAGUCCGAAGUCCGUCGUCUCUCCGAGGAGCUGUCUCAAGUCCGUGAUGAACAGUCCUACAUUGUUUUGCGAGAACGAGUGCACCGAAACACAGCCGAAAGCACAAACGCACGUGUGAAGUGGUGGAGUAUUUUCCAGCUUUCAGUUCUCAUUGGCGAGGGUAUUUUCCAGGUCUGGUGGCUAAAACGGUUCUUCGAGCCGCCGGCCAUUGAAUGCUUCCUCUUCGGCUUGAGCUCGAGCUUCAGCUUCAGAUGCUUUGCAGCCGACAAGUACAAGCACCAACAAAAGCAUAAUAGAGCUAGCCACAGGAUUAUGGCAUCAAAUUCGCCUAACCCACUCCCUUUCGCCGAGCCAUCCUACCUCCGUGGCCUACCAUCUCCUUAUUACAGCACGUCCCAUCUCCAAUUCCAGAAGAAAUGUCGCGCCUUCAUCUACGAAAACCUCAGUAAGCACGCUAUCGACUACGAACGGACCGGUUUUGUUCCAGACCAUGUCUUUGAGACCUUCGCCAAACAUAACAUGCUUCUACCUAAUCUUCCGUCUCCAUUGCCCGUGCAGUGGUUGAAGAGACUAGGGAUACACGACAUCCUGGGCGUGAAGAUCGAGGAGUGGGAUUAUCUACAUACGGGUAUAUACUUUGACGAGAUGAGUCGGUCAGGUAUUGCUGGUCCUCCUGCGUCGCUGUCUACAGGCAUGGCUUAUGGGGUCCCACCAAUAAUUAAAUAUGCAUCUGCAGAACUGCAAGAAAAAGUACUUCCAGAUUUAUUAACGGGCAAGAAAAGAGCCUGUAUCGCUAUUACAGAACCUGAUGCCGGAAGCGAUGUCGCUAAUAUUACUACUCUGGCUGAAAAGUCACCGGACGGGAAGGAGUAUAUAAUCAAUGGGACAAAGAAAUGGAUCACGAACGGAAUCUGGGCUGAGUACAGUACCAUGGCUGUUCGCACUGGACCUCCUGGCUCUGGAGCUACAGGCCUUUCUCUGCUCCUGGUACCUUUGAAAAGCUAUCCCGGUGUCUCGAUGCGGCCAAUCAAAAUCUGCGGAAACGAGACCUCAGGAACGACGUAUAUCGAACUGGACGAUGUGCGAGUUCCCGCCUCCAACCUGAUCGGCACUGAAGGCGCAGGUAUGCGAUACAUCAUGACAAACUUCAACCACGAACGUCUUUCAAUCGCUAUAGGAGCCACCCGUCAGGCACGAGUGGCAUUGUCGACCGCAUUUGAGUAUGUUCUCAAACGGGAGGCCUUUUCAAAACCGCUCAUUGAGCAACCGGUUGUACGGCAUCGACUAGCUAAGGCAGGGGCCGAGUUGGAAGCUCUAUCAGCCUGGAUAGAGCAGGUCCUGUACCAGAUGUCAAAACUCAAAAAGGAAGAUGCCGAUCGUCAACUUGGCGGACUAACAGCUAUGGCGAAGGCAAAAACAGGCAUGGUGCUCAAUGAGUGUGCACAGACUGCUAUGCUUCUCUUUGGUGGUAAUGGUAUGACUCGCACUGGUCAGGGUGAACUCAUCGAACGCAUAUAUCGGGAAGUACCUACGGUCAGGAUACCAGGUGGAUCGGAGGAUGUGUUGCUUGAUCUGGGGGCGAGGCAAUUAGUAAAAAUCUAUGAAGCUGGUGUGGAGCGGCUUAAAAGGGAUGCCAGGAUUUGA
Talaromyces atroroseus is the source of this 2007-nucleotide messenger RNA. RefSeq lists its product as hypothetical. The transcript is spliced from 6 exons. NCBI's taxonomy places the organism in Eukaryota, Fungi, Ascomycota, Eurotiomycetes, Eurotiales, Trichocomaceae. The record is from RefSeq and is a predicted model, not a curated record. The coding region runs from base 1 to 2007 and encodes 668 amino acids. Gene Ontology annotation, molecular function: oxidoreductase activity, acting on the CH-CH group of donors; flavin adenine dinucleotide binding.